AUGGCCGAGCGUUUGAGGGAAAAUGCUGAGGAAGCCGCUGACUUUGAGACGGCGAUCGCUGAAUGUGGUUUUGGGCUGUUCAAUGUGUUCAUCCUGUGUAGCGCCAUUCCCUGCCUCACGGCGAUGGUAUUUUCGGCCUCUGCACUCUCCUAUGUGAUGCCUUCCGCAGAAUGUGACCUUAAUCUCAGCAUUGUGGAUAAGGGAAUGCUGCAUGCGGUGACCUAUGGGGGUAUGAUCAUCUCGGCCAUACCAUGGGGAUUCAUUGCAGACACCGUCGGCCGUAGACCUGUACUCAUCUCCGGGGGCUGGCUGGAUGGAUUCUUUGUUCUGUGUGCCUCCUUGAGUCAGGACACCGCUCAGCUGAUGGCAUUUAAGUUCUUUGAUGGAUUUAUCAUCUGCGGUCCUUUUGCGGUGGUGGUCAGUUACCUGGCCGAGUUCCAUGGCAAAAAGCACAGACCGUACAUCAUGCUGUUCGUGGGCCUCAGCGUUUCCUUCGGAUCGAUGAUUUUGCCUCUGUUGGCUUACGCUUUGAUGCCGGUGCCCAUCUCCUUCAAGGUGGCCACUUUGGAGUUUCGCACCUGGCAGGUAUUCCUGGCAAUUACAGCAGUACCCAGUUUGCUCUGUGGUUUGCUGCACAUCUUCCUGCCCGAGAGUCCCAAAUUUCUCAUGUCUCAGGGGAAUUAUAGAAAGGCAUUAGAUUCAUUGCAGCGUAUCUACAAAAUGAACAAGCGGAAGAGUAAAGAGGAAUAUCCGAUAAAACGACUAACAGAUCCAACUCCCGAUCGAUCUGCUGACCUCGAUGGAACUGGCCGCUCAUCAACAGUAAAGGAAAGAUUCAGUCGCGCUAAGGGAAAAUUCGGCGAGGGCUUAAGGCAGUUAAAGCCAAUGUUUUCCAAGCCCUAUUUGGCAAUAUCAUUGCUAGUAUACUGCCUGCAUUUCUGCCAGAUUAUGUGCGUUAACUCAGUCCGCCUGUGGUUGCCGCAGAUCUUCGCCACGAUGAAUUCGAUGGAGUCUAUGGGGGCCAAUGACACGAGUAUGUGCGCUGUCUUGGAGCACAAUGCCUUGGCGGUGUCCAUGAACGAGGAGGCCAAGAAGCGGGAGUGUGCACUACAUCAUGAUCGAGAUAGCUACUUGGAUAACAUUAUAGUGGCUGGAAUUGGCUUGGUCGGUUUCCUGCUCAUCUUUCCACUCCUCCGCAUCGGAGUUGUCUCGAGGCACAUACUGAAGGUGUUCCUAUUCAUCUGCAUUUUUCUGGUGGGCAGCCUGUACUUCGUGAAGACAGCACUGGUGACGAUGAUAGUUUCGGCCAUUUACCUAACCCUGAUGGGUAUUUGUGCCACCUCGAUUAUCGGCAUGUCUGUGGUGAUAUUCCCCACGCUAAUGAGGACAAUGGUGCUGAUGCUGAUCAUGACCUUUGGCAGACUCGGCUCUAUGAGUGGCAACCUUUUACUGCCCAUUUUCAUGCAACUUAACUGCCUGGCUCCGUUUCUCUGGCUGUGUUCUCUAAUGUCCAUUGCCUUUAUCUUUUCCGUGUUCUUGAAAGUUGACGAUCAGCAAUCGCUGAGCUAGUUCCUCGGAAUAUUUAUCCUGGUUGGUUUUAAUAGGCUUCUGGAUGAAUUAAUAAUCAACGCAAUCGACUGUGCGGUUAAUUCAACUUAAUUACACUUUAAUCA
This is a messenger RNA of Drosophila eugracilis, 1673 nucleotides long. Its product is annotated as synaptic vesicle glycoprotein 2A. The record is from RefSeq and is a predicted model, not a curated record. Gene Ontology annotation, molecular function: transmembrane transporter activity. Lineage: Eukaryota; Metazoa; Arthropoda; Insecta; Diptera; Drosophilidae. The transcript has 9 exons. Gene Ontology annotation, biological process: transmembrane transport. Bases 1 to 1569 code for a protein of 522 amino acids.